Anolis carolinensis (green anole) is the source of this 3205-nucleotide messenger RNA. RefSeq names its product GTP binding protein 2 (gene gtpbp2). Gene Ontology annotation, molecular function: GTPase activity; translation elongation factor activity; GTP binding. Gene Ontology annotation, biological process: translational elongation. The record is from RefSeq and is a predicted model, not a curated record. Bases 133 to 1959 code for a protein of 608 amino acids. Lineage: Eukaryota; Metazoa; Chordata; Lepidosauria; Squamata; Anolidae. The transcript has 12 exons.
CCGCGCUGCUCUUUCUGACGCCAGGGGGGCCUGAGCGAGCGAGCGAGCGCGCCCUCAGAAGCCAAGUGCGGCGCUGGCAGGAGCAGGAGCAGGAGCCGGGGAAGGAAGGAGGAGGAGGCGUCCGCGCCGGGGAUGGACUCGCGGGUGUCGGAGCUCUUCGGCGGCUGCUGCCGGCCCGGGGGAGGCGGCGGAGGGUCUCUGCGAGGCCGCCCCGGAGCCGGCGCCAGCAGCGGGGGCUCCUCUUCCAAGGGCAGGAAGAAGAACGGGAGGCACCGCGGGGGGAAGGCCAACAACCCGCCCUACCUGCCGCCGGAGGCAGAAGAUGGAAACAUAGAAUAUAAGCUGAAACUAGUCAAUCCUUCUCAGUACCGCUUUGAACAUCUAGUAACGCAGAUGAAGUGGCGACUACAAGAAGGCCGUGGGGAAGCAGUCUACCAGAUUGGUGUUGAGGACAAUGGGCUGCUUGUAGGACUGUCGGAAGAAGAGAUGCGUGCCUCGCUCAAAACACUACGGCGAAUGGCUGAGAAAGUAGGAGCUGAUAUCACUGUUCUACGGGAAAGAGAAGUUGAUUAUGACAGUGAUAUUCCCAGAAAAAUAACUGAGGUUCUAGUCCGAAAAGUCCCAGAUAACCAGCAGUUCCUAGACCUACGAGUGGCUGUGCUUGGGAACGUGGAUUCAGGCAAAUCAACUCUGUUAGGUGUCUUGACACAAGGAGAACUUGAUAAUGGGCGGGGUAGAGCUCGACUCAACCUUUUCCGGCAUCUGCAUGAAAUCCAGUCUGGGAGAACAUCUAGCAUCAGCUUUGAAAUUCUUGGCUUCAACAGCAAGGGGGAGGUAGUGAACUAUAGUGACUCACGGACAGCUGAGGAGAUCUGUGAGAGCUCCUCCAAGAUGAUCACUUUCAUUGAUUUGGCCGGCCAUCACAAGUAUCUGAAAACCACCAUCUUUGGCCUCACAAGCUACUGCCCAGACUUUGCAAUGCUGGUGGUGAGCGCAAACACUGGGAUUGCAGGCACAACUCGAGAGCAUCUAGGCUUAGCUAUGGCCCUCAAAGUCCCUUUCUUCAUUGUCAUUAGCAAAGUGGACUUGUGCUCAAAAGCCACUGUGGAGCGGACAGUGAAGCAGCUGGAGCGGAUCCUGAAACAGCCUGGCUGCAACAAGCUCCCUUUGCUGGUAACAUCAGAUGACGACGCAGUCACAGCAGCACAGCAGUUUGCCCAGUCUCCUAACAUCACUCCUAUCUUCACCUUGUCCAGUGUUUCUGGAGAAAAUUUGGAGCUUCUGAAAGUUUUCCUCAAUAUCCUUCCUCCUCUGACAAAUAGCAAAGAACAGGAAGAGCUAAUGCAACAGCUUACUGAGUUCCAGGUGGAUGAAAUCUACACCGUGCCUGAGGUGGGCACUGUUGUUGGCGGAACCCUGUCAAGUGGAAUAUGUAAAGAAGGAGAAAACCUGGUGGUUGGUCCAACCGAUGAUGGCAAAUUUCUACAGCUGAGAGUAUGCAGCAUCCAAAGGAACCGUUCAGCGUGCCGUGUGCUUCGGGCUGGGCAGGCUGCCACUCUGGCUCUCGGACACUUUGACCGCUCGCUACUGCGCAAAGGCAUGGUGAUGGUCAGCCCAGAAAUGAACCCUACCAUUUGCUCAGUGUUUGAAGCUGAAAUUGUUCUGCUCUUCCAUGCCACAACUUUUCGGAAGGGAUUCCAAGUAACGGUGCAUGUUGGCAAUGUGCGGCAAACAGCAGUUGUAGAGAAGAUUCAUGGCAAGGAUAAGCUGCGGACAGGGGAAAAGGCUGUGGUUUGCUUCAGAUUUAUUAAACACCCUGAAUACCUGAAGAUAGGAGCAAAACUGCUUUUCCGGGAAGGUGUUACCAAAGGUAUUGGACAUGUUACUUACAUUCAGGCUAUCACCAUUGGUGAAAACGGCUUGGAGCAGGGCCUGGAUGCCGAGCUGGUCAGUUUUUGACUCUUACCACAACUGUGGAGUUUCCCCAAUGUAAGCAAUAGGAGAAGGGAAGGAGCCUCUCCCUAGUGGGCAGAGUUGCUGCUGGCCAGUUGAUGUACAUGGGCAGAUUUCCUCUUUCACAUGGCAGAAGCCAGAACCACCUUUUGGACGAUUAAGUGGUCUUCCCGGAGCAAGUUAAGCAUGUUGUUUGUCCAUCACCUGCUGCUUCCAUAUCCCUGCCUUUCCUGGAAUAGACAAGAGAGCAGCUAGCUGCAUCUUUGCCUUGGCUGGCAAUUCCUGCUUUCGUUGAGAAAUUAUUCCUGGGUAGAGGGCAAAGCCCUUCAUGUUCUGCACUGUAGCCUGGGUUUUCUGCCAUCUGGGAGGCAACAGCAGUGUCCUGCUGCCUAGUUUUGUGACUGAGUGACAGCUGAAUGUUUUUCAUUCCCCACAGUACAGCUCAGGAAGUUUCUUUAAAUUCAUCUUUAAGUUAUUUUCAUUUUAAUCUAUUGUGUUCAUUUAUCAGCUAAAGAAAGACUAAUUUUUAAAGACAGUUGGGAAGGAACAUUUCAGAAAUACCAGUUUAAUAGCCACUACAGCUCUUAGCUCACGAAUGUAAUAUUGCCAUGCUUCCACAAGGCCCCUUGAAAGUCAUUUCUCCCUUAGGAGCAUUGACCAGGAGCCAUAUAUAUUUGCAGCCCUCAAACAACUCUUUUAUUGGCUGCUUAUUGGGAAGCUACUUACAAUCUUGAGACGUCUGUUCAGUCCAAUUUUGCCAGUGAGUGCACUGGGAUUCCAGUCCAACCUGUUUCUUGGGGAAACACGCUGUAAUAUCCUAUAAUUAAACCAGUAAGGGUUUUUUUGUCAUUACAGGAAGUUUUGCAGUGUCGUCACAAUUUUGACUCUUGUGCAGCAUGGCCAACUGCAAUAAUUCAACAUUACUAUUGUCUUUGUCCCAGAAAACCAUACUUCUAUCCAUGAUCUUAUUUAUAACUGCUUGAUGUUACUUGUUUGCUAAAUUAGCAAUGGAGUAAGGCAACCUAAAGCACUGAGGGAUUUCAUUUAUAUUUUCGCUUUAGGGCAUUUUAUUUUAGAAGCUGACAACAGUAUUAUUUUACUUUCAUGUAUCUUAAUCACGGAUGCAGUGGGAGGGAGUGUCCAAAUAGAGUCAGCAUGGCCAGUAAAGAAAAAAAUAAUAAUGCUGGUUUCUUUUCAUUAAAUCAAGCCCCCCCCCUGCUCCAUUUGUCCUACAAGUGCUAAAUUAUUACAU